This is a messenger RNA of Cylas formicarius (sweet potato weevil), 1300 nucleotides long. RefSeq names its product protein preli-like. The coding region runs from base 533 to 1171 and encodes 212 amino acids. Gene Ontology annotation, biological process: phospholipid transport. The record is from RefSeq and is a predicted model, not a curated record. Gene Ontology annotation, molecular function: phosphatidic acid transfer activity. Gene Ontology annotation, cellular component: mitochondrial intermembrane space. NCBI's taxonomy places the organism in Eukaryota, Metazoa, Arthropoda, Insecta, Coleoptera, Brentidae. The transcript has 3 exons.
UGCGAUCGCUAAUGAACUCCAUUACAUUACUAUUACUACGUUAUGAUUGGAAUUUCAAAAUGUAUUAAUAUAAAACGAGACUUCAGUCACGUGCGCCCUAAAAAAAAUCAGGCGGUGAUGCCACUAGCAUCCAAUGGUGUCUAUUUGGAGCAAAUAUUUUAAUUUUUCGGCACCAUAUUUUUUAAGUAACAUUAGUGAUUUGCUAAAACUAUGAAACAUUUGGUGCGUUCGGUCGUUUUAAACUUAUUCCUAGUUUCUGUCGCGUGCCACCACAGAAGAAAACGAUUUCAAAAUCAAUGCUCUUUAUUUAGCGGAUAAAUUUGGCAACGCGCCUGGAGCUUGACAUUAAGGCGGAUUCGGAUUGAUUGUUUAUCUUCCCGAAUAAGGUUAUGUCGUUUUCCCGAAGCCCUUGAGGAAAGGCAGCCUUUGUUCGGGAUCGGGUUAUGGAUAAACGGUGUCAAUCUGAAAUUUAGUUUGGCGCGGUCUCCCCCGGAAUUGUUACAUAAAUCGUCCGAGCGAGACCUUCGAGACCAUGCCGAAAUUUUUUGAAAACUCGGUCGUUUUUAAUUACAACUGGGAGCAGGUGGCUCAAGCGUUCUGGCAAAGGUAUCCCAAUCCGAACAGCCAACACGUACUGAGCGAGGACACGGUAUCGCGGGAAGUGAAGUCCGGUAAACUGUUCACGAAAAGACUUCUCAGCAAAACCAACAACAUUCCAAAAUGGGCCAAAAACUUCAUAAAUACCACGUACGUGUACAUCGUGGAAGAGAGUGUGGUGGACCCAAAAGCCAAGACAUUGAUCACUUACACGAGAAACCUGGGCUUCACCAAAAUCAUGAGCGUCACCGAGAAGGUGGUCUACACCCAGAGUCCCGACAGUCCGGAUAAGACGGUGGCGCAGCGUUACGCCUGGAUCGAUUCGCAGGUGCGUGGCUUCAGCCGCGCCAUCUGCGCCUUCGGCUACGAGCGUUUCAAGAAAAACUCCCAGAAAAUGGUGGGCGGCUUCAACUACAUUCUUGCCAAUUUGUUUCCGCACCAGAACGGUGUCCCGCCUGCGCAUGCCACCGCCAUCGCCGCGGCGAAACUUAAGGGGGCCGCUAAAAACGCGUCCGAUCUGGCGAAAUCCAAGGCCGCUCCGAUUUAUGCGUCGCUGCACCCGAACCAGUCCUAGAUUUGGCGCGGGGGUUGUUUUAGAAACCAAAAUGGAGCUGGAGCAUUUAUUUUUUACCACCGUCAACAAUUUUUAUAUUCAAACACAAUUGAUUCCUGCAUUGUUUAUUAAAAAUACCCUUAGGCGACA